Lactuca virosa is the source of this 1362-nucleotide messenger RNA. Lineage: Eukaryota; Viridiplantae; Streptophyta; Magnoliopsida; Asterales; Asteraceae. The record is from the annotation of a GenBank genome assembly.
AUGCAAGCUCAUAUCCAAAGUCAGGAUAGAAUCAGUGCUCUCCCUCAAGAUACAAUUGAAAAAAUUCUGACUCUUAUGCCAAUGACGAGCAUUUUGUCAAAGAAAUGGAGGUAUUGCUGGACAGGCAUCCCGAAACUUGUAUUUGAUGACAAUCUGGUUAAACUAUUAUCUAAUAUGGAGGUAGAGAUCGAAAAAUAUAAACUUAUCAAUGCCAUCUUCCACGUUUUGUUGCUACAUAAGGGUCCGGUAUCAGAACUCUGUAUUUGUAUCACUGAUGCAGAAAUUGUUAAUGAGAUUGACCAGAUAAUACUUCAUCUUUCACGGAGCAAAAAUAUCAAGAAAUUCACUUUUGAGAUUUCUUCAAUCGAUGAAUAUUACAAGUUAUUGUGUUCAUUCUUUUCAUUGCAAGGAUUAGAACACCUAUCUCUCAAAUAUUGCAAAAUUGAGGUUCCAUCAGUGUUUAAUGGAUUUAGUAUGUUGAAGAGCCUGAUCUUUGAAGAUGGUAUAAUCACUGCCAAUAUGCUUCAACAACUCCUUACUAGCUGCCCACUAUUUGAGGAAUUUACUUUGGUAAGGUCCAUAUUACUACUUAUGAAGAAGCUCUUUCAGUUGAUACCAUCUUACAAAGGUUCUGGAAAUCAUGCAGUUGUUUAUCUUGGUAGCAUACCACAUAAGCUCUCCAUUUCACUAGUCCAUUUGAGAAUACUUGAUCUCAGUGUGUGUUUCCUUGAGAUUUCAUUUGUUCUAUGUGUAAUCAGCAGCUCUCCAAAUUUUGAGAAGAUAACAGUGGAGAUUUGUUGGGACCAUGAUCGGUGGUGUCUUCAACAAGCAUUCGAUAACUUGCCUGAUAUUCAACAAUAUUCGGGCCUCAACUUGGAUCAUCUUAAAGAACUGGAGAUAACAAACUUCCAUAACCAUGCUCUUGAGCUGGAGUUUGUGAAGCUCAUCAUGGCUAAGUCACAUGUGCUAAAGAAAGAACGGAUAGAGCUUCAUUAUCGUGUUUCUGUUAAUGAAGAAGUAAAGAUGCUUCGAGGUUUGGUGCACAUGCCAUUUCCACGUGCAUCACCAGCAGUCUCACCUUCAUCUCCACCCAAUACCACCCUUUUCCACCUUCCUCACAUAAACAAUACACCAUCCAUCCCUAUGUACCAGCUUCCCGAUACUCCAUCAUCACCGACCCAACCAUCAUCAUCGUCUUCCAUGCCCAACAAUAUUUCCCUGUCCACUUCGUCAUGUCCAUCGAUCCCAUGGCCAUCAUCAUCGUCAUCCCUGCAGAUAUCAUCACCGAUCUCAUCCCUUUUUGCGAUGAGAUCUUCCUCUCUCCUUCGUCAAUUCAUGUCGCCUAAAAUUGCAUUGUGUUAG